AUGAGCAAUGCUAAAGCUAUUGGCACACCAAUGAGUCCUUCAAUAAGUCUCGACAAAGACGAACAGGGAAUUCCUGUUUACGAAACUAAGUAUCGUGGAAUGAUUGGCUCACUUCUUUAUCUAACUGCUAGUCGACUAGAUAUUAUGUUUAGUGUCUAUAAAUGUGCCAAGAUUCAGUCAGCUCCUAAGGAAUCACAUUUGACUGCAGUAAAAAGAAUUAUUCGAUAUCUCAUUAGCACUGUCUCUCAUGGACUAUGGUAUCCUCGUUCUAACACGUCUAAUUUAGAAGGUUUUUCAAAUGUUGAUCUUGCAGGUGAUAAGGAAGACAAAAAAAGCACAAGUGGAACAUGUCAAUUACUUGGCAAAGGAUUGAUAUCUUGGAACAGUAAAAAACAACGAUCAGUUGCAUUAUCCAUGACUGAGGCUGAAUACAUCGCUAUUGAACAAUGUUCUACUGCAAUCAAAGAUCUGCUCACUACCACUCAGUCCAUUAUUGGUGACAUUCAUGCUAUCUCCAAAGAAACAGGGUCUGAUAUUUCCAAGAUAAGAGUUGUAGUUCUCAAAGUAAGGGAAAACGAUGUCAAGGCAUUCAAGGAUGUUCAUGACAAGCUUGAUGGAAUGAGUGUUUCAGCCAAUGCCAGCUUUGAUCAACUGAAGGAGGCGAUUUGCAAUACUCUUACCUAUUUUCUACGUCAGUAA
Nicotiana attenuata is the source of this 699-nucleotide messenger RNA. RefSeq lists its product as uncharacterized. NCBI's taxonomy places the organism in Eukaryota, Viridiplantae, Streptophyta, Magnoliopsida, Solanales, Solanaceae. The record is from RefSeq and is a predicted model, not a curated record. Bases 1 to 699 code for a protein of 232 amino acids. The transcript is spliced from 2 exons.